AUGGGGAGGCCAUGGAAGACCUGCAGGACAUCGCCAGUAGACAACAGUUCCGGAAAGCACAGGAAGAAGAUCCUGAACUGCAAGAACUAUGAACACAGGCAAAAGACGAGUUUCAUCAGCCGACAUUGGGCUCUGAUCCUGGGAGCCAUUUUAAGAUCCUCUGAGAAGAAUGGGAACAGGGUCCUGCGGUUAUCUCCAGCCCGUCAAGAUAUCAACAGGCAUUCCAACGCCAUGUCCACAGUGCAAGAGAGCUGGCUGCAGGCAAUCUGCAACAGGCCCAACAAUGACAAAAGGAAAGAAGAGGCACGUCAGGAGGUGGGGAAGAUGCAGGCACUAGGUGUCAUCAAGCCAUCUCGAAGCCUGUGGCGAAGUUCCCUGGUACCAGUACGAAAAACAGAUGGAACCCUAAGGCUCUGUGUAGAUUAUCACCGGUUGAAUGAAAUAGCUAUGUUUGAUGCCUUUCCCAUGCCGCAGGUAAUGGAAUUAGAGGAAUGGAUCAGGGCAGCCCGGUUCAUAACCAUGUUAGACCUGGCCAAGGGAUAUUGGCAGAUUCCCGUACGGCCGUGUGACCGCCCCAAGGUGGCCUUUGGAACCCCCUGGGGUCUAUAUGAAUUUGUGAAGAUGCCGUUCAGACUGCACAGGGCUGCCGCCACCUUCCAGCUGCUAAUGGAGUGCAUUCUGGUGCUAUACACAGAAUACGCCACGGCAUAUAUUGACAACGUUGUCAUAUUUACUCAGUCAUGGGGCCAGCAUCUACAUGCCCUUAGAGGUGUAUUGACCGAGCUAAGGAGGGCAGGUCUGAAUGAGACCACCCACAAGCGCGUGAUUGCACACACGUACACCAAGUACCUAGGGUUCCUCGUAGGGCAGGGGACCAUGUGGCCGUUGGAGGAUAAGGUCAAAGCCAUUCACUCUUUCCAGGCCCCGCAAACACUCAAGCAGCUACGAUCAUUUUUGGGCCUGGGAAUUUUUGUCCUAGGAUUGCCAUAUGCUCUUCUCCACAGCGGUUACAGUGGCCUGUUUCUUAUUAUCCUGACUGCAAUGUUCUGCUGUUAUACUGGCAAAAUUCUAAUUGCCUGCCUGUAUGAAGAAAAUGAAGAUGGGCAGCUCGUAAGAGUGAGAGACACAUAUGAAGACAUCGCUAAUGCCUGCUGUAAAAAGCUGUUUCCCAGACUAGGUGGCAUAGUUGUCAGUGUGACCCAGGUGAUGGAACUGAUCAUGACAUGCAUUUUAUAUCUGGUUGUUAGUGGGAACUUGCUGUCACAUAGUUUUCCACAUGUACCAAUGACUGAGAAAACUUGGUCUGUAAUUGCAUUUGUAACGUUGCUGCCUUGUGUAUUUAUCAAAACUCUCAAAAUCAUUUCCAAGCUUAGCCAGCUUUGCUCCUUAGUCCACUUCAUUAUCAUCUUUGUCGUGAUGACUUACUGUCUGACACAAAUACAUCAGUGGUCCUGGACAAGAUUUAGAUUCUCCAUUGAGUUUGAGAAUUUCCUGGUCUCAAUUGGGGUGAUCAUUUUCAGUUAUACUUCACAAAUAUUUCUCCCCACCCUUGAAGGGAACAUGAAAAACCCAGGGGAAUUUAACUGUAUGUUAAAUUGGACUCACUUUUUUGCUUGUGUCUUCAAAACAGCCUUUGCAGUGACUGCAUUUCUUACUUGGGGUGAAGAGACAAAGGAAGUUGUUACUGACAACCUGCCAUCAUUCUUGCAAACCCUAGUGAAUUUGUGCCUCUUAGCCAAGGCUCUCCUCUCUUACCCAUUGCCCUUUUUUGCAGCCACAGAAAUAGUGAAUGCAUGUAUAUCUAAAGGCAAUCAUUUUGGUAACAGUGCUCCGCUAUUUGGUCUAGUUUUAAGAGGCUCACUUCUUUUCUUAACUCUGCUGAUGGCCAUGUGCAUACCACAUUUUGCCCUGUUGAUGGGUUUAACAGGUAGUAUAACAGGAGCUGCAAUGACUUUUCUCCUUCCUUCUCUUUUUCACUUAAAACUUAAAUGGGAAAAGUUAGCGCUCCUGGAAAAAUGUGCUGAUAUUUCUGUUUUUAUUUUGGGUUUUCUUUGCAGCCUGGCAGGUCUAGUUUGCUCAGUAAAGGGGUUGCUUGAAGCAUUUGGAGGCAGCUAAAAGAGCUGUCUUCAUACCAGGUAAAGCCUUCACCCUACAAAUGCUUAUACUUAGUAAGUGAAUAACUGUACUCAAAGGGUGUGUCCCCUUGAAUGUGCACUUGCGUUUUGCAGUGCCACGGACCUGCCUGUGGCACUGCAGACAUCACACAAUAUGCAUGCAGAUGUUUGUUGCACUGCUACUUUGCAGCAUGGCAGGUUUUCUGACAUGGAGAGAUCCCAAUGUCAAAAACACCCAUGCCAAAAAAAAGU
Messenger RNA from Gavialis gangeticus (Gharial), 2366 nucleotides. Its product is annotated as vesicular inhibitory amino acid transporter-like. The coding region runs from base 1 to 2115 and encodes 704 amino acids. Gene Ontology annotation, cellular component: vacuolar membrane. NCBI's taxonomy places the organism in Eukaryota, Metazoa, Chordata, Crocodylia, Gavialidae. Gene Ontology annotation, molecular function: amino acid transmembrane transporter activity. Gene Ontology annotation, biological process: amino acid transmembrane transport. The record is from RefSeq and is a predicted model, not a curated record. The transcript has 4 exons.